AUGACAGUCCCUAGUGCAGAGAUGAAUGCCUUUAGUAUCAUUGAAAUUCUGGGGUUGGAUAAAUUGCAACAGGCUGAAAGCUGGGUAACAUCAGUAAUUAUCGUGGGAAGACAGUAUUUUGUAAUAGUUAUGUCCGUCACGCAACUCAGGAGGUGGACAAACAACGGUGUUUGCCAUGAAAAUGAAGCUGGUCACUCCCUGUUGCCAUAUGGGACAAUACAAUGGGCUGGAACCAAGGACCUCAUCUACCCUCCUCAACUCCAGUCAGAAAAUAUUUAUCAUUGGUAUUUUUGUAACUCAGAUUUUGGGAAAGCUGAGGAGCAUGACAAGAGAGGGUUCGCAGUACAAAAAUAUGAGAAACAUUGGGGCAUGGUAGAGCAUCAGAACCAAUUUGAAUUUGCAAGAUGGAGCAGCCAAUUUAUUGGCUAUGUGGAAGCAGGGUUUGGGGCCCAACACACUGCACUGUGGACUUGGCACAUACAGAUAUCAGAAAAAUUGCCACUGUGA
Laccaria bicolor S238N-H82 is the source of this 507-nucleotide messenger RNA. RefSeq lists its product as uncharacterized. Lineage: Eukaryota; Fungi; Basidiomycota; Agaricomycetes; Agaricales; Hydnangiaceae. The coding region runs from base 1 to 507 and encodes 168 amino acids. The transcript has 11 exons. The record is from RefSeq and is a predicted model, not a curated record.